AUGGCCCACAAUCUGGUAAUAGAUAAUGGAUCUUACGAGAUAAAGAUAGGCACAACCGCCAUGGCUGCGCCCAUCAAGGUUCAGAACGCCAUAAUACGAACAAGGGAUAAGCGUAUACUUCAAGGUGACCAGAUUUCCACUUUGUCUGAAUUGUCGGGGAUUGUAUUCCGCAGACCCAUAGAAAAGGGCCAGUUGACCGCAUGGUCCAUAGAGAAACCUAUCUGGGAUAGUUCUUUCAUAACGGUGCGUGCGCAAGUGCCGGAAUUCGAAAUCUCCGACUCCAACCUGAUCCUGACAGAGGCACCAUACACGUUGAAACAGCUUUCCCAGCAAACGGACCAGAUGGUCUUCGAGGAAUUUGGUGUGCAAUCAUAUUAUCGAUGUAUUCCUCAAUCUCUUGUGCCGUGGAACGAUGACAACCAGAAGCUGUUGGGGGGGCCUCAGAGCAUGAAGAAAGAGAUGGACGAUUUUCAGCUGGUGAUCGAUUCCGGUUUCGAGUGUACGUGGGUAGUUCCCAUGGUACAUGGCGUUCCUUUGUGGAAUUCGAUACGAAAAUUACCAAUAGGAGGACGGUUUCUCAAUGGUGUUUUGCGCGAACUGAUUUCGUUCAGAUACUACGAUGUGACUGACGAGACUGUCCUAGUCAACAACAUCAAAGAGUCAACAUGUUUUCUGUCUUCAGACUUCAAUGAGUCUCUUAGCAAGAUCCAUGAACUGAAAAAUCUCAAGCGAUCAUCUCCCAAGUUUGACUCUUUGAACAAGGACAAUUUAGUGGUGGACUACGUAUUGCCCGAUUACAAGACCACGGCAACCGGUUACGUGCUUGAAAAAGGCCAGCCGCAGGACGACCUGCAAAUUCUCACUUUGUACGAUGAACGAUUUAGUGUUCCAGAAGUUCUCUUUUAUCCGGAGAUUGUUCGGCUUGAGACCAAGGCAGGUCUGGUUAAGACUAUUCUGGAUAGUCUGAAUUCAUGCCCAGAGCUGAUCAGGCCAUUGCUCACUGCUAACAUGGUUCUGGUGGGUGGAACUGCGAAGUUGCCUAAUUACAAAGAAAGGCUGUAUUCUGAACUGAGGAGUGUUUUGAGACAGGAUUACACUAUCCGUAUAUGCCAAUCGGAUGAGACGUAUGUGUGGCAUUCGGGAGUGGACUUGUUUGACAAGUCGUUUGAGAAAGGACGGGUCACGAAGCAAGAGUAUGAGGAGCACGGCAUGAAUAUCAUCAGAAAGAAGUUUAAAACAUCGUGA
This is a messenger RNA of Kuraishia capsulata CBS 1993, 1245 nucleotides long. RefSeq lists its product as uncharacterized. Gene Ontology annotation, molecular function: nucleosome binding. NCBI's taxonomy places the organism in Eukaryota, Fungi, Ascomycota, Pichiomycetes, Pichiales, Pichiaceae. The transcript has a single exon. The coding region runs from base 1 to 1245 and encodes 414 amino acids. Gene Ontology annotation, cellular component: Swr1 complex. The record is from RefSeq and is a predicted model, not a curated record.